Messenger RNA from Lagopus muta (rock ptarmigan), 3262 nucleotides. RefSeq names its product dishevelled binding antagonist of beta catenin 2 (gene DACT2). Gene Ontology annotation, biological process: negative regulation of nodal signaling pathway. Gene Ontology annotation, cellular component: cytoplasm. NCBI's taxonomy places the organism in Eukaryota, Metazoa, Chordata, Aves, Galliformes, Phasianidae. The record is from RefSeq and is a predicted model, not a curated record.
AUGACCAAAGAUUCAAUACUAAAUAGCAAAUGCCUGCAAUUAGAUGAAAAAGCGAGCACGUUCUCCCAGGACACAGACAUAGACACUGCUAUACCCAUCUCUGCAGGCUCCUGCUCGGAGGGUGCUCUGUCCCGACCGGGACGGGCGCUCCCCAGCAGCUCUCUCCCGAGGACGAAGGGAGGACGCCCUGCCCUUCCCCGCCGCCGGGAGGGGGCCGAGGCGCGGGCUGCCCCCAGGGCAGGGGUAGGAGCAGCAGGCAGGCAGGAGCCGCCCCGUGCGGGGAGGAGGCAGCGCACGGGCGCUGGCUCCUCUCCAGGCAUUUCCACCCCGAGAGGUAGCCCCGGCGCUGCAGCCCUCUUCCCUUCCCUGCCUCCUCCCUCUCUCGCUCCCUCCCCCUUCCCCACCUCUCUUCCAAAACCGCAGGAGCCGCCGCGGCCACGCUGCACUCUCUCUGCCGCCAGCCGCGGAGCGGUGCGAGCGGCCCUGGCCGCAGGCACGGCCCGAAGCGGGACCAGCCCCGCCGUCUCCCCGCCGCCCCACUGCCAUGGCCGGGGCCGCGGCCCAGCGCUGAGGAUGCUGCUGGGCGCCCCGCGGGCGGGCGGCUGGGAUCGCGGCCGGGUGGGCGAGCGGCUGCAGGCGGCACUGGCCGGCCUCCAGGAGCUCCAGGUGCUGCGGGAGCGGCAGCGGGAGCUGGUGCGGGCCGCCCUGGCUAUGCCGACGGGCGAAGGCGAGCAUCCUCUGCGCGCCCACAGCAAGGAGCUCCGACUGGAGGCCACCCUCACCGCCCUCAAGGAACAACUGUCUCGCUUGAGGAGACAGGAUGUCGGCUUGAAAAGCCACCUGGAUCAGCUUGACCAGCGAAUAAGUGAGCUGAAACUGGACGUCAGUAAGACUUCCAGUGAAUACUUGGACAGCGACAGCCGCCCCAGCUCAGGCUUCUACGACCUGAGUGAUGGUGGUUCUUGCUCACUCUCCAAUUCUUGUACCUCUGUGUACAGUGAGUCCAUCUCCUCCUCCCACACCAGUCUCUUGCCCAGCUCUCAACACCCUAAAGCGAGGCUCAGUGUGUUUGAUUACCGACCCAAGUCUGCAGAUGAAACUACUGUGCACAACACGAGCUUCCAACAGCAGGGAACCUAUGUCAGCGAUGGAUGUCGGAUUACAGCAAGCACGGACGUUUCUGGGACUCCUGCCAGGUCCAGACCGAGGCCAGUUUCCACAGGUGACUUGGAGAGACUCAUUCCAGCAGAUGCUAGAUUUCAGAAAGAGACAGAUCCCAAAUCCUCAUCGCCUCUGUGCCAUGCAGACUUGCACUUGCUCAGCAUGGACCCCAAGUUCCAGAAUGACUUGGUCUCCAAGAAUGGCAUUGAUGUGUACCCUUACCCAAGCCCCCUUCAUGCAGUGGCUUUACAGAGUCCCCUUUUCUCCCUAAUGGGGACAUCCACAGAAGCAGACCUCCAGGCUUCCCCCAGCAAACCCAUGCCUAGUGUGACAGGUCCCACCUUGAUUAGGACUAGGCCAACCACCGAAGCCAAAACAGGGGGUUACAUCAAUAAAUUACUGCAGCUGACAAGAUGCAAAGGGAACAAUCGAGCCGAUGCCAGCGAGCGGGUUUCAACAAAGAGCCAGCCAGCCACAAUGCACCAGAGACUCAUUAUAACCCCCAGUGCCGGUGGAGUGAAAAUUAACAGCAGCAACAGCCAGCUGGAAAAACAAGCAAGUUCUCUGGAAAGUAACAAAGCUGAAGGAAAGCUGCAGAGAGAGCUGCCGGAGGGGGAAUGUGCCAAGCUGCAGGAGGCCAUGCACUGUGUGAAUGAAGAGCAGCCGUCCGGUUUCCCUGAUGCAGAACCAUCAGCUGUGAAUAGUUGUCUUCCUGCCAAGUCUGCUGCAAGGGGCUCUCCCCUGGCAGAAGCAAGGGAGAACAGUUUGGAGCACAGUUCUUCAUGCUCACAGCUGUGCCAGGAGGACUCCAGCUUUUGUACCUGGAACGCUAAAGACACCCCACCUAAAAAGUUGUCCCUCAAAAAAUGUGGCAGUGCCAAAUUGGCUAAUGCUGGAGGUCAGGAGCGAGCAGCACGCGGUGAAUUUGUCCACGCUCAGUUUGUCCCUGCGGAAUCCCAUCAAGUCCGAGUCAAGUUUGCCAGCUCCAAAACAAAAGCAGUGAAGAUAAAGAGGAGAAACAGUGAAAAGGUACUACGUCCUGGGAAGCAGGCCUUUUAUUUGGAAAAGGUGAGAGGGACUCAUGGCACUGCCAGGCUGCCUGCUGAAUGGAAUCAGCCCCACAGACCACAUGGAGCGAAGAGCCUUGCCCGGAGACCUUCGUACUCUGGUGAUGUGACUGGCAGGUCAUGCUCAGAGUCUAGCUUGUUCCCUGUGCAGGUCAGGCUUCCCACUGUGCCAUCCAGGCCAGAGCUCUAUGGAGCUUCUGCCAAUGCACUCUAUUCCCUUGAAGCAACUUGUGAAGACACAGCCAGCAAGAAGAAGCAGCGCAAGUGGCAGUCCACAGUGGAAAUCUCUGCCAAGAGCCAUGGGGCCAGCCUCUCUGGUGGCUUUGGGGUAGGGGCACCAAGGCAGCCGGGAAGGAGAGCCGGUGUCCUGCGCACUGUCAGUAUGAGGGCUCGCCCCAAGAGUCAUCACCAUGGAGCUUAUGCCAAAAGUGAAUCAGACCAUUCUGAGUACUCAGCAGAGUGUGCUUCCCUCUUUCACUCCACCAUCGCAGAGACGAGCGAAGGAGAGGUCAGUGAUUUCACUGCUAACCGUUUUGGGGACAGUGAAUCCAGUGAAAGUGAUUCAGAUGACAGCAGUAACAGUAGCAGCCUUGCGCUUGACUAUGAUGAGGGGGAUGAAAGUGAGCUGAUCUGGCCUGAAGGAUCGGUCAGACAAUUGGGGACUGUCCAGGUCUCUUCCAAGCCUCUUCCCCCAGUGCCCAAAAUCUGCCGCAUCAAAGCUUCAAAGGCACUGAAGAAGAAGAUUAGGAGAUUCCAACCUGCCUCUCUGAAGGUUAUGACCAUGGUUUAAAGGAGAGCAAGCAUCUGUUUCUUGCCUUGAGACAUCCUGCUGGCUCUCAUUUGCAAAACAAGAGAACCGAUGUGCAGAGAAAAGGACUUGCUUAACGAACUUUGAACAACCUCUGAGUCGGCACAAGGGACCUUUUUGUUUGUUAAUGCCUGGAUAUAAAUGUCACUGUAUCUAAUUUCCUCUUUUGCCAUUUAUUCUGUAAAUACGUAUCCAUAUAUAUUGUGAUGCCUUUUUUUUUUUUUUU